This is a messenger RNA of Pygocentrus nattereri (red-bellied piranha), 729 nucleotides long. RefSeq lists its product as uncharacterized. Bases 82 to 399 code for a protein of 105 amino acids. Lineage: Eukaryota; Metazoa; Chordata; Actinopteri; Characiformes; Serrasalmidae. Gene Ontology annotation, cellular component: EKC/KEOPS complex. The transcript is spliced from 2 exons. The record is from RefSeq and is a predicted model, not a curated record.
ACAGUUAAUUAAGCAGAGAAGCUUUCCGAAAUUAGCGCACUGUGAGAGGUUACAGUUCAGAGGUUACCAAAACAAAGCACCAUGGCAGCCUGCGAGCUGAAAGGAGAGCUGAGGUUCCGAGACGGAGAGACGAAGACGAUCGCCGUAAAAGCAGAGAACAACUUAAAGUCAAUCAUCAGUGGCGUCAAGAAAUUAAACUCGGAGGUUUCCGACGUGCUGACGAGCCUCGUGGAGAAAGAGAAGUGUUUAAGCGGGGACGGGAAUAAAGGAAGCUCUCCGGUGGACGAGGAGGAGGACGAAGAUGACAGUGAUGAACAAGAAGAGGCCAAAGACACCACUGUAGUGAAAUCAAACUCAGACGGACCUCCAGCAAAGCGUCUGAAGUCUUUAAAGCCUUGACAUUGCAUUCUCCAUGUGAAAUGGAUAUACUGGGGCAAAACACUGCAGUGCUGGUAUAGCAGCAUGCUGAAUGAUAUGCAGAGGUGUAAACUUAUCACUACUGCAGCUUCAGAUGUAAGGAUGGACCUUCAGACAGAGCAUCUAGAAGAAGAGCUGUUUUGGAUAGCUGCAGUCUUUUGGAAGAUUUGAAAGCCUUUUCAUUGUGGGAAUAACUUUAACAUCUUUUUUGUUGGACAUUUUGAAAGUUCUAAUUAUGUGUUACUGUAUAUUGCUAAAGUAGUAACACUUCCUUGUGUAAAAGUAAAUAAAUAUCUAAAUAUGAAAAACUGA